ACAUAACUCUCCCUCUUUCUUUACUAUUUUAUUAUCAUCGUCAUCUCAUUCCCCAAUUCUCCAGCACCCUCUUUUAUCACCACACUCCUCUGCUUCACUCAAACCUUCCAUAAACCUCUACUUCACCAAAAAAUUUAAACAUUUUCUUUUGCAGAGCUCUUUGUUACAAGCACAUUUUGCCUAAACACAAGUGUUGAUAAUUUGAAAUUGAGUUAUUAAAUUGAGAAGAAGAUGAGGAAGGUACCUUCUAUAGGAGUGCGAGUAGCAACAGCGAUGGCGGAAUUCAAUUCACACUUAUCCCCACCGCCAUCUUUACCGGCCUCCAAGGUGGCAGCGCCGCCUGAAUCGCAUCCAGGGGCAGCAGUGAGGUGCGACGCCCAAAAAUGCCCGUGGUGGCCGUACUCCAGCUCGAAGGAUUUCAAGGCGAACACGGCGUUGAUCAUCGUGGUGCUCCUGUGCGCGCUCACCUGCGCGCUGGCGUUCAACGCCGGAAUCCGCUACAUCGUGCGGCUGCAUUGCAGGCGGAGGCGGCGCGAGGAAGGCGAGAUCGACAAGGGGGUUCCAGUUCCAGUUUCAGUUCCAGGUCUGAGUUUCACGGAGGGGAUGAAGCUGGCAGGGGAGGAGACGGAGUGCAUAAUCUGUUUGGCGGAUUUCGCUGUGGGGGAGAAGAUCAGAGUGCUGGAUAAAUGCAACCAUGGAUUCCACCUCAAUUGCAUUCAGAAAUGGCUUAUUUCGCACUCAUCAUGCCCUACUUGCAGAACCAAUUGCUCAGCCCCAUCGCCUCCAUGAAAAUCAUUUCUACGGUUAUUGGUAUGGAAAUAUUACCCCUUUUCUUCUGUUUUUGGUCACUUUUUGUAGUUGAAUCCUUAUCAUGUACUUAAUGUAGACUCUGGCAUUAAUUUUGUUUUGCAAUGUUUUGAAGUA
Molecule: messenger RNA, 924 nt
Organism: Salvia hispanica
Lineage: Eukaryota; Viridiplantae; Streptophyta; Magnoliopsida; Lamiales; Lamiaceae
Source: RefSeq, a predicted model, not a curated record